This is a messenger RNA of Lolium rigidum, 1393 nucleotides long. RefSeq lists its product as uncharacterized. Lineage: Eukaryota; Viridiplantae; Streptophyta; Magnoliopsida; Poales; Poaceae. The transcript has 4 exons. Bases 195 to 1160 code for a protein of 321 amino acids. The record is from RefSeq and is a predicted model, not a curated record.
CCAGCUACGACGCCGCCGAGCCCCACCGGCCUCCGCCCGCCUCGCCGGACUCGCCGUAGACCGCCACCGAAUCACGCCUGCCAAGCGCACGAACUCUUCUUCCUAGCAGCCGUCCUCCUACCAUCUACCGGAUCGGCGUGGCGUCAAGGUCCAGCCGCCGCGCCUCCUCUGGAUUCUUGUUUGAAGAUUAAUAAAUGUCAAACAGAGCAAGGUGGGUGAUGAAGUAUGAAAAGGGGCUUGUCGAUAUACUGCAUGAGAACAAUAAUUCGCACUACCGGACUCCACAUGGAUGGAAAACUGAGGGAUGGAGGAAAAUUGUCAGGGACUUCAAUCAUAGGCACCCAGAUGCAGGAUUUACUAAAGUUCAAAUUCAGGAACAUGAGACCCAACUGAAGAAAGACUAUAAACUGAUAAAAUCCAUCCUCCAGCGUGAUGGUGUUUCCUGGGACCAGAGUGCUUCUAUGAUUAGAACGACAGAUGAAAUCUGGGAUGAGAUAAUCGACGUGUCACCCAAGGCUCGGAAGUACCAAAGUAAGAGCUUUCCAUUGCUUCAAACGCUGGAGAUCUUGCUUGAAAGGGAUAUUCCUGAAGGGGUUGGGAAUAUUGAUGAGGAAGGCAACGACAUCACCCCACUGCUAAGCAUGCCAAGAAGACCUUCUGGAACAGUUCCUGGAAGCACUGAUGAGGAUGAGAACAAUAUCAGCACACUUCAAAGAACUCUGGAGCUAGGAUCACAAGGUCUGGAUGAUCUUGAUCUUUUGCAAAAUCAGACUGAAGAGGUACUCGAAAGACCACAGCCUGGGGCAGACCCAAAGCCACAAAGAGCUGAGGAACCUGCGCAAUCGAGCUCAUGCAUAGAGCCACAAAAGGACAAGCGCAAGAAGCGCAAGGCGGCUGACAUCCAACAGACCAUGGAGGCUUACCUAGACUUCAGAAUGAAACAGGCUCGCACAAAAGAACAAACCAAGAAGGAUGGAGAACAAUUCUCGAUUUCAAGGUGUAUCAAGGCUCUACAUGCUAUGACAGAGCUGUCUGAUCAGAUCAGGGUCCUAGCUGCUGAUGUUUUCAAGGAUGCAGUGAACCGGGAGAUCUUCCUCUCGUAUGAGCCGAGGCUUCGCGCACUAUGGCUUAAGAGGGAAGUCAACAGGUUACUCUGUUGAUCGGUUGUGGUAUCACAUUGCCAUGCCCGUUUGUCUGCAGAUGGAUGAAUCAUACCGUUAAGUUCUUUGUAUACUGUAGCAAACUAGCAACCUUGGGGUCUAGAAAUGUUUGAGACAUGUGAACUUUCGUACUGUGCAGUUCUUUGGGGACUAGCAACCUUGUGGUCUAAAAAUGUUUUGAGACGCCAUGUACUCAUUAGUCACUCAAUGCCAAAAACUUGAUUCUGUGAUUA